CGUAACGCUAUUCCGCUCUGGUCAACUCCUCACGUGAACCGCGCGAACUACUUCAGCAUUAAUUAUUUUCUCCUGCAGUUUAUCUACUGCUAUUUCAUCUAACCUGGCCAUCAUGACUUUUUUAUGAAUACAGACGGCAGCACAUAUCUCGCGUAUAAACAUAUUUUUUUUAAUGCGUUUGUAGUUCCCGGCGAUUUCAGUUUCGAAUUUACUAUGGCGGCGAAGAGCAGUGACUCGUUGAACGGUGUGUGCCUGCCUGAAAACGAACCGACCGUUCUCCUGACAGGGUUCGGGCUGUUCCGUGACUACGGCCACAAUUCGAGUAAUGAAGUGGUCAAAGCCCUCGCCGAGACUGGCAUUCCUGGAACGAGACUCGUGACGAAAGAAGUCCCAGUAGAGUACGAUACUGUUUCAAGCGUGGUGCCUCAGUUGUGGAAGGAUAUCAAGCCUGAUCUUGUGGUCCACUGUGGAAUGAAUGCCACUGCCCGGAACUUGGUUGUGGAAAACCAAGCUUACAAUGGCAGUUAUUGUGCUGCUGACAACAAGGGUGCCACACCUAAACAGGGCCUAUGCUGUAGGGUGUCUCCACAAAACGAACGACUCCGCACCUGCUUUGACCUCGUUGCCCUGACCAAGAAGCUUAAGACAGCCGGCUGCCCUGUUCCCGUUGAGAUUUCAAAUGAUGCUGGCAGGUUCCUGUGUGAGUUCAUCUACUUCACCUCACUAAGGAUCAGUCCUUGGACCGUAUUCAUCCAUGUGCCACCUGUAGAUCAGCCCCACAGUGUUCAACAGCUUGCCUGCACGGUCAGCACUAUUGUAUUGGAGCUCCUUGAGCAAAAGAAGAGUAUGGGCAAGUUGUCUGCUGCUAAAGCUAAGCUUGACCAGAGUAAAAGUAAGAAGAAGCCGGCUGUUGCAACAAGGAGCAGCAGUGAAAGCAGCUGAUGUCCAUCAUUAUAUGUAUUCGAGCUUUGUAAGAUCACAGUUAACCAUGUGGGCAUGUCUCUACAAAGUAGUAAUGCUAUGAGCCUGGAACCACAUUGAUUCAUUGAAUGAGCUCACGUUAAAGAAAACGUGCCUUGUAGCAGCUUUAGCGGCUCGUUCCGAGAUAUUUUGUUUUUUCUGGCAUUUGAAGACUUCACAGAAUGUAAAAGGCAUUGCUGUACAACUUUUCUAAGCUCCGUAAGGUACAAAACCUACUGUUGGAAUCAUUAUUCUUUUAUUUGCCAUUGACCAAGCUUAGUUUUGGCUUGAAUUUUAUGUGCUGUGUAAGUUAAGGUAUUAUUAAUGAGUUAAUUGUGCUGGGGGUGAACUUGUUUACCUUUAGUGCAAUCUCUACUUGAAAAUACAUGGCACGUGGCACUCCAAGGCUGGAUCACAGUUUGCUUCCUGCGACUACUUCUAUUAGCUACUGAGUUUUUUAAGUGUUUAACCAGUCACCAUCGACCGGACCUUGUGGCAUUACUAUUUGAAGUUUCAAAUAGUUCGUGUUUUCCAAGUCCGUGGCUAUCACUGCUAUAUGGUGCUAAACAGCCUUUUUCCUGUAUCCGUGCUUCAAAAUGUUGUUGCACACAGUUCAACAUGUGCUCAUUUGAUGCUGGUCAAAUUUCUCAAGUCAGUGUCAUGAAAAGUUUCCGAUUGUAUUGUGAAGGGACUGUUCCUCCAGUAUAAGCUUUUACUGCUUUGUUAGGUCAGGGCAUGAGACAAGCUCAAAGAGCCAGCCAGUAUCUCGCAAUGCAGUGAUUACUGAGUUACAGCUUCUGACAUUGUUUUAUACAAAAAAUAAAAACUGAUAAAGUGUGUUCUAGGCUUGCAUGAAUGUUGGGCUAUGAUGUCAUGUUGUGUGCGAUUUUCAGUACACUAGACAUACAUAAAUGUUGAAUUUGAAUGUAUGGUUCAUUUUAUGUACACUUGGGUAAUCUGAUCUCAUCUAUAUCGCUAGUAUUGCAAACUUGAUGGGCUCUCUCCCCAUUUCUCUCUCUCACUCUCUCUCUCUGCCUUCAGCACUCACUAGACUGUGUUUUUUGUGAACAUGUAAUCUUUAGUACGGGCAUAUGUUAUAAACUUUAAUUACAGGGAACCUGCUCACUUUGCUUAUACUUUACUUUUGUAACUCUGUUAUGCUUUAGAUACUGCACUCUGAAAUUAUUAUGUACAAUGGGGGGCCCUACUCUUUUAUUUCUUCAGCUUUGACUGGAAUGAGCUGUGUUAGAAUAUUUUACUAGAACGCUGGUUUUAUUGUACCUUAUUCUCACAACAUUUGUAUUCCUAUGAUUUGGCUUUUAAUUAACAGCAAGCUCAAAGGUGUUCUGUUAGUAGUACAUUUUGUUGCUGAUGCCCAUGUUUGACUUUUUCACCACCAUAGGCCACUAAUACCCCUGUCACACUGGGCGUUUUAAUGGCAUUCAGUGCAACGAAUGUCAUUAGCCCGUGGAGGUGCUACACUCAAAAAAUUGUCAUUCGGUGGCGAUAUCAAUGGUGAUCACCCCGAAAAAUGUGGAGACUAAAGUAGAACAAGGUAGAUAUAAAGUGCUUGCAUAAAUGCACAUAAAGUGCUUGCUGAUGCCUGAUUAACCAAAACGUACAACCAGGCGCCCUAGUGUUUACAAUAUGGCUAACGAGCAGAGUGGCGGUGCCAUGGGUGGCGGCCAGGCGCUGCUGAGCUGGAGAGUAACAAAAUUUUGCAACAGCCUGCCAUACAGAUUUUGUUUCUUUAAAGUAACAAGUCCAUUAAAACACGGAAAAGUUAUUAUUUCCUUAAGAGUACGGCUUUCAAUUUACAAACGCUUUGUCCUGUUUUGCUUUGUUUCUGGGCUUGAGAGUACACGUUCGCUUGGAGUGCGAAGCCGAAUGAGUCCCUCGAACUCAUUCAAUUGUGCAAGUCAUCUGGUGCUAAUGGCAUUAAAUAUUACUGUGUAGCAGCCGAAUAAUGUCAUUCGAUGCUAAUUCCAUUUGAUUCGAAUGACAUUAAAAUGCCCAGUGUGAGAGGGUAUAAGGUGCAUUGCCAGCACAUUUAAGUGCUUGUCGUGCAGUACACUGUAGCUGAGCUUACAGCUGUCAAUGGAUGCAUCGAAGAGAUGUUACUGACAGUGUAUGGUAGCAGUGUAUGGUGGGGCAGAUAACAAAUUUUGUGAAGGAGAGUGCAAACUGUUUAGGAAAAAGGUAUUGGAUAUUUCCUGUGUGUGUGCAUUGGCGAGGGUCUCUAAAGUUCUAUUAUGCCAACAACUUCUCGAAGCAUUUUCGUUCAAAGUGUGCCAUUAUGCUCUUUGGCAGGGUCACAGGAGUUUGUGCACCUUGUGAUGUGACCUCUUGAGCUACCAAAGCAUCUCUGUGUGUUUAACCUAGUCUGUUACUAACGAAGCAGCGUUUGAAGCUGAAUAUCAUGUGCCACACGCACUUGUUUUAUUCUUUUGGACAUCUUUUUAUCACUUGAGCGUGUAUCUAAAGGGUUUUACUGUGUAGACAUGUUCUAGAAAGUGAAGCUUUUUUUCUAUGCAUUCCUUUCAUGGGGCAAAAUGAAAUAAAAGGCUCUCAUGUGAAUACUGCAA
Dermacentor albipictus is the source of this 3545-nucleotide messenger RNA. RefSeq names its product pyroglutamyl-peptidase 1. Gene Ontology annotation, biological process: proteolysis. Gene Ontology annotation, cellular component: cytosol. Gene Ontology annotation, molecular function: pyroglutamyl-peptidase activity. Lineage: Eukaryota; Metazoa; Arthropoda; Arachnida; Ixodida; Ixodidae. The record is from RefSeq and is a predicted model, not a curated record.